Molecule: messenger RNA, 1510 nt
Organism: Hibiscus syriacus
Lineage: Eukaryota; Viridiplantae; Streptophyta; Magnoliopsida; Malvales; Malvaceae
Product: endoplasmic reticulum-Golgi intermediate compartment protein 3-like
Exons: 13
Coding region: 80-1234 (384 amino acids)
Cellular component (GO): COPII-coated ER to Golgi transport vesicle; endoplasmic reticulum
Source: RefSeq, a predicted model, not a curated record
AAACAUAUAAUUCAAACAAGUUUCUUUUGGUUCGUGUUUAGUUUUUGUUUUCAACGCCGGUGAAAAGGGGUUGGCCAGGAUGAACACCGUCUUUAACAAGCUACGGAAUUUGGACUCAUACCCGAAAGUCAAUGAAGACUUCUACAGCCGUACACUCUCCGGUGGCAUUAUCACCCUCCUUUCCUCCCUUGCCAUACUACUCCUUGUCUUCUCCGAAUUCACAUUAUACAUUCAUACCGUUACCGAGACAAAGCUAUUGGUGGAUACUUCAAGAGGCGAAACCUUCCACAUAAAUUUCGAUGUCACUUUUCCUGCUAUUCCAUGUACGCUACUCAGUGUUGACACUAUGGAUAUCAGUGGCGAGCAACAUCAUGACAUAAAACAUGAUAUAAUUAAGAAAAGAAUCAAUGCUCAUGGUGAUGUGAUAGAAUCCAGGCCGGAUACUAUUGGAGCUCCAAAGAUUGAGAAACCUCUGCAGAGGCACGGUGGCAGGCUUGAAAAAAAUGAGACGUAUUGUGGUUCGUGCUUUGGUGCCGAGCAGUCAGAUGAUGACUGUUGUAACUCCUGUGAAGAGGUUCGUGAGGCGUAUCGGCGAAAAGGGUGGGCAAUGACUAACGCGGACUUGAUUGACCAGUGCAAAAGAGAAGGCUUCUUUGAAAGGAUAAAAGAGGAGGAUGGUGAAGGAUGCAACAUUCAUGGAUCUCUUGAAGUUAAUAGGGUUGCUGGGAAUUUCCAUUUUGCAGCAGGCAAAAGUUUUCAUCAAUCAAGCUUUUUCUUUGAUGACUUGAUAUCUUUUCAGGACAGUUAUAAUAUAAGUCACAGAAUUAAUAGAUUAGCUUUUGGUGAAUACUUCCCUGGUGCGGUAAAUCCACUUGACGGGGGACAAUGGACGCAUAAAACCUCAAACGGAAUGUACCAGUACUUUAUCAAGGUAGUACCCACAAUAUAUACCGACAUCAGAGGCCGCACUGUUAACUCAAAUCAGUAUUCCGUGACGGAGCAUUUCAUGGAUUUAGAGUUCAUUAGCCCUAAUGCUCAUCCUGGAGUUUACUUCUUUUAUGACUUUUCUCCAAUCAAAGUGACUUUUAGGGAGGAACAUAUUUCAUUUUUGCACUUCAUCACCAAUAUAUGUGCUGUAAUUGGAGGUAUCUUCACAGUUGCGGGGAUAAUUGACUCGUUUGUAUAUCAUGGUCAAAGAAAGAUCAAGAAGGCCGAAGUCGGAAAAUUCAGAUGAUUUUUCUGCCUAUUAUUCCCAUACAUUACCUUGGCUUUUGACACAGUUUUUGAGUUUUUUCCGAUGGUGCCUGCAUAAGGAUCCAUGACGCUGUUUACAUCCCAGAUUGUAUGACAACACAUUAGUUCUUGAAUCAUUGCUGAAACUGUCCAAUUUACAGUCUAAAAGAAUCUAUCACCUUUGCACUUGUAAUUUGUAAUGGAUUUUCUUGUUUUGAUUCUUAUUAACCCCAAUCAGUUCUAAAAUCAUGGCAGAAAUGUCUGAACUGUGCCCCUA